Macrosteles quadrilineatus (aster leafhopper) is the source of this 1006-nucleotide messenger RNA. Its product is annotated as U11/U12 small nuclear ribonucleoprotein 35 kDa protein-like. Gene Ontology annotation, biological process: mRNA splicing, via spliceosome. Bases 337 to 984 code for a protein of 215 amino acids. Gene Ontology annotation, cellular component: U12-type spliceosomal complex; precatalytic spliceosome. Lineage: Eukaryota; Metazoa; Arthropoda; Insecta; Hemiptera; Cicadellidae. Gene Ontology annotation, molecular function: mRNA binding; snRNA binding. The transcript has 6 exons. The record is from RefSeq and is a predicted model, not a curated record.
AUGCAGGCUAUUGUUUUGUUUAUUAGUAUUUGUCUGAGUCUGAGGUCUGCUCUUGUUGAGAAAAUGUUUUAUUUUGUUAGCGACUGAAGAUAUUUAAUAGCUCUUAAGUUUAACCUAUAAUAGGCCUAGUAUAUUAAUUAGUAAUAUAUCCUUAAUUAUAUUUUUCGUAAUAUUUUUGUUUUAUCAAUGAAUGAAUAAGUUACUAGCUUUCAUGUUGUCAGUAUACACGUACUAGAGUAAACACUUAAUGGAAGCUACCGUUACCUGAACAGCGCUGUUGCAGUGUAGCGUCAGCAGCCCGAAUUACUCCACCUCGGGCAUGUCGGUAUUGGCACAAUGGCAAAAGAACACCAUCAUGACGUAGAACAUAAUGAUAGCCUUUAUGGAGAUGAUUUUCAACAAGGUGUAGACAUAAAGGAGCAAGAUAAGAAGAUUCUGAGUAAGUUCUUCUCCUCGCAAGCCUUGAUCUACGACCCACUAAAGGCUGGGAGUAUUGAUGGUACAGAUGUAGUCGCACAUGACAGGGCUGUGUCUAGAGCGUUGGCCUCCAAUUAUCAUCCUCCGCCUACCACUAACAACCCACAGAACACUGUAUUUGUAGCAAGACUCAACAGAAAAACUACAGAGCAGAAACUGUUAAAGGUGUUUUCAGAGUUUGGGAAGGUGAAAAGUUGUAAGCUAAUUAGGUGCUUGGUCACUGGAGAGUCAAAGAGAUAUGCGUUUGUGGAAUACGAGGAGCGAGGCGGAGCGAUGGCUGCGUACCGACGAGGCCACAAAAUGAGGCUAGACGAUGCCAUGUUGGUGGUGGACUUUGAGUGUGAACACCUCCUGCCCUUCUGGGUACCCAGGCGACUUGGAGGAGGGUUAGGUGGUAAGAAGGAAUCUGGACAGCUUCGCUUUGGCAGCAGAGACAGGCCAUACCGUAAACCGAUUCCACUUAUGACACAUUCCUCCCGCAUGGACGUCAAUGUAAAUUUGUCAUAAAGAAUAUUAUAUUUAUUUGAGA